GGGGCCCAUAACACUACACUGUGUGAAUCUGAAGGAACUCAAAAAAAGUUGAAGCAUACUUUAUGAAAAUAAAUUGAGGACUAUAGGCCUUAGAUAAAGCAAAUUAGCUUGUGAAAAUGACCGAGGGGCGGUUUGAAACGAUUCAUAACCUCCGCCCAAAGAACUGGGAUAACCGUCGGCACUGGACGAACUGGCACCACCUUUACGAUUGUGAAGCCGACCACCUCGCGCGCGAGAGCUGCCCCUUUCACGACCUUCGUGCUGGAGGUCAGUUUCAGUACGAAAAUUGGGGAGGCGGUCCCUAUGCGGUGCCAAUCGAACCAAAAUGCCUCAACAAUCGCGCUAAUGGUGAUCGGAUGGAUUUCGCGCUUAGUGGUGGUACAGCCCUCGCUGGUUGGGGGAACAUACCACUGGAAACAGAAGCUGGACGCCCCACUCCCGAGGCCACCACCGUUCCACGGCAUAGAGCCGUCUUCACGAAAAAGAACCCCCUUAAACGUGGUCUUUUCUCUGAAUACCCAUACAUGCCGGAAGGUGAACCCGUGGACUGCGAUGCUAAGCACUACAAAGCUGCGGAGUCGGGUAAGGUUCAGGGAGGGGGCAGCCCUAGUGGAAUGAAAGCUGGUGGUCGCCAUGAGUACUUGGGUCUCCCAACGGAGCAUAUCCCCGAUCCGUAUAACGAUAAGAUAGGUUGUGGCAGGCGAAAUUACUUCCGCACGGGUCCUGUGCCACAUGACUACCCAAAGUGGAUGCCACAGGGCUCGGCAGAUCGGAAGAAAAAGAAAAAGGAUGUCUUACCUUUCUACGCAGGCAAACAUCCCAACGCGGGAAUCAUUCUGGCCGGAGACAUGGAAUGGAUUCCAGAUCCAUACAGCCCGUGUCGCAUCGACGGCGGACGCAGACCGUUCCGAACGUGGCAUACUCACACAAAGUGGUCCAUGCCGACCUACGCCCCCUGGACAACAGGCCUAAGCACAGCAGAGCCCCGAAAGGGUGGUGCAUUAAACUUAACUGAGGAAAAUCUGCCAAGUCUCGCGACUUACGAUCGUGUUAAUCUAAAGCAAACCAUAGGGUCAGAGGCCGCACUCUCGACGAUGAAUUCAUUGAAAUCUACUUUACCCAGGAUACGUGAUGGGAAACAUUCACUAGUGAAGCAAAAAAUGGUAUAAUGCUAUCAAAAUAAAAAAAGGGGGGCGACAUGUACACUAUUUGAUGUAUACCCUCAAUAUUAUCUAUUAUCACACUACUACUUCUUCAUUUAUUUCUCUCCAAAUCGAGAUGAUAACAAUAUGAAGAAAUGUCGCUUAUCCUCAUCACCCCCAUUGUUGUUGAUGAUUCAUUUGUACACAACCAUCCAUCUAUAUAUGGAUGUAUUCAUGUAACUCUUCAGUAUGUAUGUAUUAUUAAAUGAAAGGGAGUGAUAUUUCUACGACUUUCUUUAUACCUUAGUGCUAUGGUAAAGUGGUCAUAUGUACAUGGUGUUGUGGAGCCUUUAUUUACCCAAAAGGGG
Molecule: messenger RNA, 1510 nt
Organism: Phytomonas sp. EM1
Lineage: Eukaryota; Euglenozoa; Kinetoplastea; Trypanosomatida; Trypanosomatidae
Source: the annotation of a GenBank genome assembly